UCAAGUCGUACUUCAAAGAUGAAUUUGAAUAAAGAAAGAAAAGUCUAUGGAAGAAAUGGACAACUAAAGAAAAGCUUCAUGACUGUGAACAGAUCAAGAAUCAGGAGAAGUCUCUGUGUUGAUAUUGACAGCAAAGUUCUCAAGAACUCCAUAAUGCUACCUAAAUUAAGAGAUCCUUCUAUAAGCAUGCAAAAGCAGUUUGAAACCAAUCAGAUGGUUGUUAAACAAAAAGCCUCACCAAAAGGAUCGGUUAAGAGAAGCUCUAUUCAAAUAGGCUUUGAAAACGAAAGAACUCUAAAAGUUAUUGCUACCUUCAAAACCUUCCUUGUGAGGAAAGGAUAUAGAGCUUUCAGAGAUUUUGUGAAGGCUAAAACACUCCUUCUGGGAGGUAAACAUUCGAAUAAGGAACGCAAUAUUAAGAAGUUCUGAAGGGAGAAAAAGUGCAGCUAUGAGAUCAUCUACAACAUUUUGGCUAACAGAAAGAUGAGAAUAUAUAUGAAGCCAUUUCAAAGGAAAGAAUCUUUGAAUUGUAUUCCUAAGUACAAAAACUUUAAAGUAUUCCGGAAAAUGAACAAAAGAGAUAAGAUAAAGCCUGGAGAGGAGUGGAAACACACACAGAUGUAUCUUGGUGCUCAUCUGUCUCCCUCUUGCAUGCCUUCUCCAAUGCAAGUCCCCUCGACAACAAAGCCGAGGAAGAAGAGAGUGCUAGAAUUCCAGUCUCCUUCGAACUCUAAGGGAAAUAUCACUUUUCUGGGACUUGAGAGAAGGAAGUAUAAAAACAAAAGAGAUAUAUUAAUGACUAAGGCAAUUAAAAAGCCUUACAUUGGUAUAAAAAAGUCAAAUUCAUCAGUGAAGGAAUUUAAGGUCUGUGUCCUACCUCCAGUCUGCAAUUAAUAAGCUGAUUCUGAGCCCUUGCUAGAGAAUAUUGACGCUUUAUGCUUUCUCAAUAAAAAUUCUCUAAUUCAUUGGCAAUAAAUAUUGAUUU
Moneuplotes crassus is the source of this 985-nucleotide messenger RNA. The record is from the annotation of a GenBank genome assembly. NCBI's taxonomy places the organism in Eukaryota, Ciliophora, Spirotrichea, Euplotida, Euplotidae.